ACUUUGGCUUAUGUUAAUGGCUUUAUUUUGUCGAUCCAUCGUCUCUAACUUUACACUUCCUCGUCUUCCAUUGCAGCUCGUCCCUCUCAACACAACAGUUCCUUUCCCACACUGCCCUUCCAAAUACCACCAAAUUACCGCUUUGCCACUCGUUCUUCGCAGCAAAACAGCUUCCUUUGCCUCACUGCCAUCGCCACCGCCGUCAUCAACCAUGGAGAACCCACCUGAAGGUUAUCGGAGAAACGUCGGCAUUUGUCUAAUGAAUCCUUCUAAUAAAAAGAUUUUUGCUGCUUCAAGGCUUGAUAUACCUAGUGCUUGGCAAAUGCCGCAGGGUGGAGUUGAUGACAAUGAAGAUCCAACAAAUGCUGCCAUCAGGGAACUAAGAGAGGAAACUGGAGUUACUUCAGCAGAAAUUGUUGCUGAGGUUCCUCAUUGGGUAACGUAUGAUUUCCCUCCAGAAGUUAGAGAAAAGCUAAGGCAUCAAUGGGGAUCUGACUGGAAAGGCCAAGCACAAAAGUGGUUCUUAUUUAAGUUCACUGGAAAGGAUGAAGAGAUCAACCUUCUUGGGGAUGGGACAGAGAAAGCCGAGUUCGGAGAAUGGUUGUGGAUAUCACCGGAGCAAGUUAUUGAACUUGCAGUGGAUUUCAAGAAGCCCGUUUACAGGGAAGUUCUAUCUGUUUUCUCGCAACAUUUUCAGUAGUGAAACUAGUCAUUUCUGAAUACGAAGUUCAAGAGGUUUUAUUUGCCAAAAUAAUGGGUGGAGGUUCAAUAUGUUUUUGCAAGGGGCUAACAGCAUAGCUGGUUUUGGUGAAAUAAAUAUGUAAACCUUGUAACACUAUAUACAAUUAUUGGUUAUGCUGUAACCUAAAUUUCCCUUUUCAUCUUUUAUAGAAAAAAGAAAUUUUAUUACACAGAGAAAAUAUAGACGUGAUGUGUGAUUUGUGUCUAACUAA
This is a messenger RNA of Solanum lycopersicum (tomato), 953 nucleotides long. RefSeq names its product nudix hydrolase 26, chloroplastic. Gene Ontology annotation, biological process: nucleoside phosphate metabolic process; ribose phosphate metabolic process. NCBI's taxonomy places the organism in Eukaryota, Viridiplantae, Streptophyta, Magnoliopsida, Solanales, Solanaceae. Gene Ontology annotation, molecular function: bis(5'-adenosyl)-pentaphosphatase activity; guanosine-3',5'-bis(diphosphate) 3'-diphosphatase activity. Gene Ontology annotation, cellular component: chloroplast. The record is from RefSeq and is a predicted model, not a curated record.